AUGUUCUACACAUUUCAGAACAACUGCUCGUCGAGGAAACAGUCAAAAUCAAAACCUCAUAAAAUGGACGCUGAUUUAACAAAAUUCAUUGGGUUGUUGGGUGUGUCAAUCAACGAAAAUACGAAUUUAACACCGAUACUUUCACAACACUGGAGUUUUACAGCAUACAAUGCACAACAUCCAGAAAAUAUAUAUGAAUUAAAUUUCAUAAAAUGGCAGCUGGAAGAGAAGGUAAAAGCAAACCCAAUACUGGACACAAUCACGUCACCGAAACCUUACCAAUCACCCAUUAAUACACAAUACGUUAUCCCCUCUCCGCAACGAACAAAUACGCCACAAGCAUCGCCACAAAGACCAAUAGUUAAUAGUCAACCCUCAUCACCCGCAAUCCUUGGCGAAAAGACAGACUACCAUGCACUUCCCGACAAGCUAAAACAAUUAAAAAAAUAUGUGAACAAUGUCGAGGGUACCUUUAGCGCAUUCAGUUUGGUCAAGGAAAAACCCAAUACCCCUUUGCCCAUCAUCGUCGAUGAUAAUCAACAGACUGAGAACAAAACCGAAGAAGAACCCAUAAGCAUAGCUAAUGAACUACCCGACGACUACGACCUGAUCGAAGACCUGAUGACGAGUCCAGACAAAAAUACAAUCGCGCACGUCUAUACUACACCGGUUAAAAUGGUUCAUCGGGGCAAGGAUGUUUUAGCGGCAAAAAAACAAUUCGCUAAAGAACAGGAAGAUGAAGAGGAAUUGAAAAAAACAAAAACAAGACCACAACGCAAACGUAAACGAGAAUGCGGUCGACCUACUAACGACGAGCAAUUAAUUCGUCUCGAAGAAGAUUUCAACGAUAUGGCCGCAAUGCAGCUAACACGUCAAAAACUAACACUGCCGGACUCGAAAGGAAAACCGAAAAAAUCUAGAACUAUCUUGACAAAAAUACAGCACGAGAUCGUUGUUAACACGGGUCGCGAAUUCGACUCUUACGAACUGUUUACAGACGAGCGUGAGGAGUGUCUGAAGAUAAUUCAAGAAAAACGACAGAAAUUACAAAAAAUCAACUCGGCCGAAUACGUGCUCUACUCGCUGACAAAAAAACAAGACAAUAGUGACUCUAGUUCCUAG
Molecule: messenger RNA, 1122 nt
Organism: Paramuricea clavata
Lineage: Eukaryota; Metazoa; Cnidaria; Anthozoa; Malacalcyonacea; Plexauridae
Source: the annotation of a GenBank genome assembly